AUGGAAAGAAAAUCUAAUAUGUCUUUUUUUGUUCCGAAAACAUUUAAUCCAUUACUUAUUAGUGUAUCAGAUGAUAAUACCGACCGUAUCUGUGGAUAUAAAUAUGGUAAUGAAGAUAUUAAUGUUAACGAUGAUGAAUCUGACAUUUUGGUUGAAGAUUUAGAAGCAACCACUAUUAUUUCUAGUGAUAGUAAUUUAGAAUCAUCGAAAAAAAAAAGAUUGAUGGUUAGUGGGAAUAAAAUAUCGGAAAACGAAUCAUUACUAGAGUUGUAUCGUACAAGUUCUGAAAGAUAUAAUAAUGUAAAUUGGGAUACUCAUUUGAAAAAACUUUUUAGCGAUAGUGAUUUCUUACAAGUUCUGAAAAAAUUCAAAAUAUCAAUUUCUCUUCUGAAAAGAAUUGUAAAGAAAAAACAUACCUCUUGUGAUAUAUUUCGACAAACGUUUCUUUCUUUUAAUGCUAUCUAUUAUUUAGAUAUUUUUACUAGACAUUCUUUUGGAUAUUGUGAAAUACAAUUAAAAAAUAUUUUAUGUAUAAUCAUAAAACACUAUCUUAUUUGUUAUUAUGAGGAUAUUGAUGGAGUUACCUUUUUAAAAUCAAUUGAAGACCGUUUUUUGAGUAUUAUCUCAAGACCAUUGUCAUUUGGAGUUAGAAAACUUUUGUUUAUUUAUGUCAUCUUAUUGGCAUCAUCCAAAGGUUCAAAAAUGAAAUAUAAUAUUGAAUGUGAAUCAAUUAAAAGAUUAAUUUCUUAUAAUAUUACUAUGCCAAAGUAUGUCGAGUUACCAAGACUAGAAUUUGAAGAAGAAGUUAAAGAAGCUACUGAUCUUAGAUUUAGAAUGAUGAUCAAAACAUUCAAAAAUGAAUUUUGUAAUUGA
Strongyloides ratti is the source of this 873-nucleotide messenger RNA. RefSeq lists its product as hypothetical. The transcript is spliced from 2 exons. NCBI's taxonomy places the organism in Eukaryota, Metazoa, Nematoda, Chromadorea, Rhabditida, Strongyloididae. The record is from RefSeq and is a predicted model, not a curated record. Bases 1 to 873 code for a protein of 290 amino acids.